Molecule: messenger RNA, 6606 nt
Organism: Eleginops maclovinus (Patagonian blennie)
Lineage: Eukaryota; Metazoa; Chordata; Actinopteri; Perciformes; Eleginopidae
Product: DENN domain-containing protein 5B-like
Exons: 22
Coding region: 280-4230 (1316 amino acids)
Molecular function (GO): small GTPase binding; guanyl-nucleotide exchange factor activity
Source: RefSeq, a predicted model, not a curated record
CCCGCCCUGCCUUGCGACUCUCCCGAGCUCCAGGAGGCGGAGGCUCACAUUAACGUUCUCUGGUCAGACACGGGCGGUUGUGUAUCCGCGAGCUCCACUGAAGCGAUUCAGGAGGAACAACAUUUAAAAGCAACUUCGGUAUAAACUGCUUGUUCUUGCAACUAGUAGCCGAAACCGUGUCCCCGUAUCCAGCGUUUUAUCCAGCGUUUCCUUUCUUUCCCGGAGAUGUGUGACAUCUUGGAAAACUAGUAGCGGGUAUCGCUGCACACCGAAGCCAGGAUGAGUGGCAGCUUCUCGGUGUCCGGCUCGGCGUCCUGCCGCUUCGCACACUACUUUGUUGUUUGUGGGAUAGACACAGAAACUGGACUUGAACCAGACGAACUAGCAGCUUUGUACCAAUGGCUAGAAGCAGACCGCCAGGGCAGGGAUCCAGACACUGCAGCCACAGGUGAAAACUUGGAGCAGAGUCCUCUGAAGAGAACGUUCAAGUCCAAAGUGUUGGCACGCUACCCGGAGAACCUGGAGUGGAACCCCUUCGACCAGGAUGCUGUCAACAUGCUGUGUAUGCCUAAAGGCCUGUCGUUCAGGACGCAGGCGGACCAGCGGACUCCACAGUUCCACUCCUUCAUCAUCACCAGGGAGGACGGUUCUCGGACCUACGGCUUCGUCCACACCUUCUACGAGGAGGUGACCAGCCCGCAGAUCUGCUCCGCCAUGCAGACCCUCUACCAGAUGCACAAUGCAGAGAGCACCUCUGCCAACACCCCCUCUUCCUCCUCCUCCUCCUCCUCCAGCAUGGACUCCCUGGCCAGCAGUUUAGACGAGGCCGACUCCCCCACCUCCUCCUCGACCCGCAGGGCGGGCAGCUACGACUCUUCACGGGACACCCUCUACGUCUCCAAGGCCUUGUGUCUGAUCACGCCCAUGCCCUUCAUGCACGCCUGCCGCAGCUUCCUGUCGCAGAUGCACAGGGCCGUCACGGCAACCACCGCCCCCCCGCUGCCGCUGGAGAGCUACGUCCACAACAUCCUGUACGAGGUGCCGCUGCCCGCCCCGGGACGCUCGCUCAAGUUCCACGGCGUGUACGAGCCCAUCGUGUGCCAGAGGCCGGGGCUCGGGGAGCUGCAGCUGGCCGACUUCCCCCUCGCCGAGGCCUUCAGUCUGCUGGGAGUGGAGAACCUGGUCCAGGUUUUCACCUGCACCCUGCUGGAGAUGCAGAUCCUGCUGUACUCACACGACUACCAGCGGUUGAUGACGGUGGCAGAGGGCAUCACCACCCUGCUGUUUCCCUUCCAGUGGCAGCAUGUCUAUGUUCCCAUCCUGCCGGCCUCUCUCCUCCACUUCCUGGACGCUCCGGUUCCCUACCUGAUGGGCCUGCAGUCCAAAGAGGGCACAGACCGCUCCACACUGGAGCUUCCUCAGGAGGCCAACCUGUGUUUUGUGGACAUUGACAACCACUACAUUGAACUUCCAGAGGACUUUCCCAAUUUCCCCAACAAGACUGAGUUCAUCCAGGAGCUAAGCGAGGUACUGCUAAGCCAUGGCAUUUCCGCUAACACGGGGGCCCCUCCGCGGACUCGCACCAGUCCCGGCAGCGCUCCCGGCAGUGCUCCUGGCAGCACCCCCUCCACUCCUGGAAGAGAGCGCAAGACGGUCGCUCUCCGGCAGCUGGAGGACGACGGGCGUAACGGUAACCUCGCAGGGGAGGAGCUGGCUGUGCUGGAGCUGCUGCAGGGAAACGCCACCCUGGAGAGACUGCAGGCGCUGACCAAACGCACCGGGGUGACGGUAGCACGAGUGGACGCCCUGAGGGCCGGGGUCAAAGCUCAGGUGACUGAGGGACAAGGGGGACGGACAGCAGCCGAAGAGGAGGAGCUAAGGAACGCCAAGCUGAACGUCCAGCUGAGGGAGGUGUUCGCCAGCCGCUUCACCACCAUGUUUGCCGACUACGAAGCCUUCGUCAUCCAGAGCGCCCCGGACCUGGAGUCGUGGCUCACUAACAGGGAGCAGAUGCACAACUUCGACAAGGCCUCGUUCCUGUCCGACCAGCCGGAGCCCUACCUGCCCUUCCUCUCCCACUUCAUCGAGACGCAGAUGUUUGCGACCUUCAUCGACAACAAGAUCAUGUCCCAGUGGGAGGACAAGGAGCCGCUGCUGCGUGUCUUUGACGCUCGCAUCGACAAGGCCCGCCUCUACAACGUCCGCGCUCCCAGCCUGCGCUCCUCCAGCUACCAGAGGUGCACCAUCCUCAAGGAGUCUGCUCAGACCAUUGAGCAGCGGCUGAUGAAGAUCGACCACACCGCCAUCCACCCCCACCUGCUGGACAUGAAGAUCGGUCAGGGCAAAUACGAGCAGGGAUUCUUCCCCAAACUGCAGGCUGACGUGCUCAACACGGGGCCGGCCAAUAACAAGUGGUCUCAUAGGACGGCGACAGCUCAGCGAAGGAAAGAGCGUCACCACAGACAUCAAACAGAGCACCUGGGCCUGGACAACGACCUGAAAGAGAAAUACAUGCAGGAGGCCCGCAGCUUGGGGAAGAACCUUCGACAGCCCAAACUGUCCGAUCUGUCGCCCGCCGUCAUCGCCCAGACCAACUGGAAGUUUGUGGAGGGGCUGCUCAAGGAGUGCCGCAUGAAGACCAAGCGGAUGCUCGUGGAGAAGAUGGGCCGGGAGGCGGUGGAGCUGGGCCACGGUGAGGCCACCAUCACGGGGCUGGAGGAGAACACUCUGAUCGCCAGCCUGUGUGACCUGCUGGAGAGGAUCUGGAGCCACGGGCUGCAGGUCAAACAGGGGAAGUCGGCCCUGUGGUCCCACAUGCUGCACUACCAGGCUCGAGAGGAGAAGCUGGAGCAGCAGCAGCAGGCAGAGUCACCAGUGUCACAUAUUCCUGAAAGGAGGAAGUCUGACUGUUCCAUGGCGUUGCCGUCUCUACGUGUGUCUCUCAUACAGGAUAUGAGGCAUAUCCAGAGCAUGUCUGAGAUAAAGACAGAUGUGGGCCGAGCGAGAGCCUGGAUCCGUCUCUCCCUGGAGAAGAAGCUGCUCUCCCAACACCUCAAACAGCUGCUGUCCCGACAAGCCUUAACCAAGAAGCUGUACAAGCGUUACGCUUUCCUGCGCUGUGAGGAGGAGAAGGAGCAGUUUCUCUUCCACCUGCUGUCUCUCAACACCGUCGACUACUUCUGCUUCACCAGCGUCUUCACCACCAUCAUGAUCCCGUAUCGAGUUGUCAUCAUCCCCAUCAAGAAGCUCAGCAACGCCAUGACGACCUCCAACCCCUGGGUGUGUGUGUCCGGAGAGCUGGGCGACUCGGGCAUCAUGCAGAUCCCCAAGAACGUCCUGGAGAUGGCCUUCGAUUGUCAGAACCUGGGGAAGAUGACCACGGUGCAGCUGGGACACGACAACGCCGGCCUCCUGGCUAAAUGGCUGGUGGACUGUGUCAUGGUGCGCAACGAGAUCACAGGACACACAUACAAGUUCCCAUGUGGCCGGUGGCUUGGUAAAGGUGUUGAUGACGGCAGCCUGGAGAGGGUCCUGAUCGGGGAGCCGGUGCUGCCCAGCGGAGAGGAGGAUUCUGGGAGGGCCUGCCACACACCCCCGCUGCAGCGCUCGCCAUCCCAGAUCCGACGCAUCAGUAUCACGUCGCUGUCAGGACGAGGAUACAAACCGACUUCAGCCCAGAUCCAAGAGGCCAUCGGGGAGGCCGUGAACAACAUCAUCAAACACUUCCACAAGCCGGAGAAAGAGAGAGGCAGCCUGACCGUGCUGUUGUGUGGAGAAAGCAGCCUGGUGUCGGCUCUGGAACAGUUCUUCCGUCACGGCUUCAAGUCCGCCCGGCUCUUCCAGAAGACGGUGUUUGUGUGGGACUUUGUGGAGAAAGCUGUUGCCUACAUGGAGUCAGCUGACCAAAUGGGAGACCUUCAGGAGACAGCGGAGCCCCUGGGACGGACCUGUCAAUCACUCUGUCACUACAUCAACGCCAUCAACUCCAACCCCAGGAACAUCGGCAAGGACGGGAAGUUCCAGCUGCUGGUCUGCCUCGGAGCCAGAGACCGCCUGCUGCCCCAGUGGCUCCCCCUGCUGGUGGAGUGCCCGGUGAUCCAGCGGAUGUACGAGGACACGGCCCUGCUCAGGGACCGAGCCACCGUCAGCGCCCACAUCGAGGUCCUCGAGACGCUGCACGACUUCCCCAUCACACUGGAAGCCUCCAUAGUCAAAGGCAUCAUCCUUUAGCGCCAGGAGACACGCAGACCUACGUUUUCCUCUAAAACUCCCCCUCACCUCCACCACCUUCACCCAACCUCCCACUUGCACCCUUUUGGCUCUGGGAUGAGCAGGGAAGGAGGAAGUGAGUGACAGAACUAUAAAGUGAAGGGAGGUUUGAUUACCAAAGCAAAAGAGAAGUAAGACUUUGGGUCCACCAUGAGCUUUGGAUGCAGUAUUACCCCAGCAGUGCUUAAUCGUGUUUUAUUUAGUGUCCAAUUUAAAUACCCAAAUUGGACACGCUUCAGGUUCAAGGAAGUCCUUUUUAAGCAACAUAAAACUUGCUUUUAAUCCAUCGAGACCCUUACCAGCCAUGUGUUAUCUCUAAAUACUUUACAUUGCACUGAUAUGAACUGAAACAGUGGCUGCUUCGAGGGACAACAUAGCAAAGGUGUUGAACAGAAUAUACACUGGUUAAAUGUUCUUAGCAGAGUAGCAGACGUUUCCCUGUGUGCUAGCUAUGUAGCCUAGCUUUCCCUCAGUAGGUACAACUAGAUAAACUCAUGUAUUCACUUUCCUCGCCUGCGGCUAGUUAGCAAUAGCAUUAGCGAGCAUGCCUUUUGAGAUGUGGAGAGAAGAGACCCUGAAACGAGGGUUUUGACUCUGUGUUCUACGGCCUCUCUUUAUUUUUAUCCUCUGGACUUGUGUUGGGCAUUUUCUCUGCUUUAAACGUGCGGAUGAACCCAAAAACUGAUCUCAGUGACGAGAGAGUCAGGAGCUAACCUGUGGCUACAUGGACAUUCCUACCACUCAAGUACAGGCAUCGACCUGGCUGUUUUUAAGCAUGUGUGUGUGGUCCACUGUGUGUCAUAUUUCAAGGAUGUAUGAUCUCUGGUGUGUGUUUACCCUGCUUAGGUUUUUAUAUUGUUCAACUUUAUGUUUUGGAAUUGAUUGAUAUUAUGCGUGUGAGCCUCACACCUUUAUUUAUCAUUCUCAAACAGCUCGCCAAUAUCACCACUUAACUAAAAGGGUCAACAAUUUUUUUUUAACUCAAGGUCCAUUUAAUACUUUUUUCACAGCUUUUUUGUGUUUGCUUGGUUGUCAUCGCAUGGCUAAAGUAGAGAACUUUGUAGUUAAAAGAUCUGGAUAAAGCUAGUAAGGGGACAUGUGUUGAGAUUAUUUUUGUCAUUGUGAUAGUCCUACGGUCAAGAAUGAACUCAAGCAAGCACAAUUUUACUUAUUCUGAAUGAAUGUAGGUAUCACUGGAAUACAGAAGUGUUAUAAGUAGAAGAUGGUUUUAAGGGAAUCAGCCACUAUCAGUUUGGUCUACCCAUGAAACAUGUAAAUCCUACAUGUUGUCUUUUCAUGACAAAAGAACAUUAGUCUUAAAUGAUGUUUUACCGUAUAAGAAAUGUAUUUGAUAUCAGUGCAGGGUUUUACAAACUAGCUAUUAAAACGUUUAACUUGACAACAUGACCCCUGGAGAGGCAGAAUCUUGUGUUUAGUUUUUGAUCUUAAACACUUUAAUUCACCAUCCUCCUCCGUACUUGAUAUUGAUGGGUGGAAACUCUAUAAACUGUUCUUUUUAAGAUGCAUUUUAUUUCCCCAUAAUGUUGCUGCAUGAGAGAUAUUCCCCUCUUACCGCCGUCUGAAUGAAUCCUUUCUGAGAAAUGGUGUAAAUAUUGUCAUUAGUGCAUGAUGACACGUAGACUGAGCUGUAUUUAUUGUGACUCUUAUGAAUUUUAGAUGGACCAUGAGUAUUGAGAGGACAACCACUGGAAGUCUUUGCAACCUGUGUCAUUUCCCUCUCCAGUAUUGAGCCUGUGAAGGACCCACAACAUGUUUUUGUUAAUGUCAUGAUUUCAUGUAUUUAUUCAUUUCACUUUAAUUCAUAGAAGGCUGACAGAAGCACUGGAAUUUAAGGUUGAUACAGCCUGCGGAUUUACUGGAAACUUUGAAGCAGUAACUGUUGAACCUUCAUGUGAUUUUAUCAUGUUUUAACCCUGUGUCUCCUGCUGUGUACCUCUAAUGCCUCACCUCCAGGACUAUGCUCUGCUGCAAAGCACAUAACAAGCAAUAACAGAUUCCUAUGUCUGGUCCCCGAUUAGUUUGUAUACGAACGCUUUACUACACAUGGCUACAGGGAAGACUUCAAGUGGGAUAAACUGUUGUGGAAGAUUGAGAUUCCUCCUUCAGCAAACUUUUCUUACAACGGUGAACACAUCGUGGUAUGAACCCCGAGUGGAACUUCUUGAACAGGAAAUGCUACCAAAAGCCAUGACAGCAGUUACAGUGCAUGCUGCUCAUAGCAAGAAGGCCACCGGACGAACAGAUGUGUCGGACUGACUUGUUGUUCUGAUAUUUAUUAUGCCUAUUUCAAUAAAAGCACCCAGUGUGUUAAAGGUG